Nezara viridula (southern green stink bug) is the source of this 2224-nucleotide messenger RNA. The record is from the annotation of a GenBank genome assembly. NCBI's taxonomy places the organism in Eukaryota, Metazoa, Arthropoda, Insecta, Hemiptera, Pentatomidae.
CCUGCAUAAAACAACUAAUAUUAAAUUCAAUUAAAAUUAAAUAUUAACUGUAUUGAUUAGAGAAAACUCGAUUGGCAACACUGAAUCCACCCAGUUAGAGGUUAUAUUUACCAGUUCAGGUUAUAUCAGUCAAAAACAGUCUAUAUAUCAGUUAAUUGUGUUACAUAGUGAAAAUUAUUCAGAUUGUUUAAGUAUGGAUAAUUUACUUCAGUAUGGAACUGACAGCGAAGAUGAGGACGAUAUGGUAGGGCCGCCUAUACCGGAGCAGUACAAAACAGAGGUAAAUGAACAAAACAUCAACAGUGUAACACCAGCAGAAAUUGUAGAUGACCAGGUCAAAUUGAAGUCACUUAAAAUUGAAGAUGAAAACUUCCCCAAGGUGAAUAAUGACAUUGUUUUGACGAAAUUUAUUGACAAACAAGAUAAUGAAAAUGAUUCCAAUGAUGAAUUUAUUGGUCCACCCAUACCACCACAGUUUUUAAAUCAAAAUAAUGAUAAUAAACAUGUUACUGAUACUGAAGAUGAUGAAGAAAUCAUCGGUCCUCUCCCUCCACCUAAUAUUUUAGAAAAUAUUAAUAAAGAAAUAAAUGAACAAGAAACCACAAAAUCAAGAAAUAGAAAAGAAAGUGAAGAUUCUGAUGAUGACGACGAAGAUGAGGAUGAUGAUGAAGAAACUGAUGAUAAAAAAUCUGAAGAAGAAGAUCUACUCAGUCAAAUCCCAAUUAAUGAUAGUGUGUCAUUAAUGCAUGGAUCAAAACCAGUGGUUGCGGUUGCAAUAGAUUCAUCUGGGUCAAGGCUGGCAACGGGAUCGGUAGAUUAUGAUGUACGAUUUUGGGAUUUCGCAGGCAUGGAUAUGACUAUGCAAAGUUUUCGGACUCUAACACCUUGUGGUAACAACCCUAUUAAAUGUCUUGAUUACUCAUCAACUGGUGAUGCUGUAUUAGUUAUAUCAGGUAUGUCGCAGGCUAAAGUGUUGGAUAGAGACGGGCAUGAACUAAUCGAGUGUGUUAAAGGUGAUCAGUAUGUAACCGAUAUGGCUAGAACAAAAGGUCACAUAGCACCCCUAACCUGCGGGUGCUGGCAUCCAAGAACAAGAGAAGAAUUCUUAACCAGCUCAGAAGAUAGUACAUGCAGAAUCUGGGAUGUAAAAGAUCAAAACAAGCAUAAAGGCAUAAUUAAAUGUAGAGCAAAGAAUGGCCUCAAGACGAGCCCUACCACCUGCAGUUAUAGCAGAGACGGAAACCUAAUAGCAUGCGGCUGUCUAGAUGGUUCGAUGCAAAUGUGGGAUCAUAGAAGAAUGUUCGUAAACACAGCAUAUUUAGUGCGAGACGCUCAUGAUUUCGGUUCUGAAAUAUCAUCUAUUGCAUUUUCAUAUGCUAGUUCAUUACUUGCAAGUCGGGCUGCAGAUGGUACACUAAAGUUAUGGGAUUUAAGGGCAUUUAAAAAGCCUCUUCAUACAGUCAGUGAUUUAUUUUCAAGAUACAGUUCAACAAAUUGCAUGUUUAGUCCUAAUGACUCAGUGAUAGUAACAGGAGUUUCAUUAUCUAAAGGUGAAAAUGAAGGAAAACUAUUAUUUUACAGUACUAAAACAUUUGAUCUUGUAAAAGCAGAAGAAGUUACAGAUUCCCAUGUUAUUAGGACUUUAUGGCAUCCUAGGCUACAACAGAUAUUUGUUGGAUGUGGAAAUGGUGUAGUUAAAGCAUAUUUUGGAGAUAAGAGUGGAAGGGGAGCUCAGUUAGCAUCAUCUAAAUUCAGAAGAAAAAAGAAACAAGUGGAAGUAAUAGCAGCCCAACAGAUUAUCACACCACAUGCACUGCCAAUGUUCCGUCAAGACAGGCCUAAAUCACUGAGAAAGCAAAUGGAAAAGGAUAGAUUAGACCCAGUAAAGUCUAGAAGGCCAGAAUUACCAAUAAAAUCAGGACAAGGGGGAAGAGUUGCGGCAUCUGGAAGUACAUUAAGUUCCUAUGUUAUCAGGAACCUUGGGUUAAGCAAAAGAAUUGAUGAUGACCAGGAUCCAAGGGAAGCUAUCCUUCGUUAUGCAAAAGAAGCAGCAGAAAAUCCUUACUGGAUAUCACCAGCUUAUGCAAAAACUCAACCCAAUACAAUAUUUCAAGCUGAUGGUGAUGAUAAAGAUGAGCCAAGUACGAAGAAAAAGAAAAUUUAACAUUAAUUAUUCAACAUGAUAGAAUAAAAUAUACCAAUGUAUAAUUAUUAUAUAGAGGCA